AUGCAUCUCCUUAAUAACCCACGCCGCUCCCACCGAAAAUCUCGGUAUGGCUGUGCAUUAUGUAAGCGCCGUCAUGUCAAGUGCGAUGAAAAGCGACCGUCUUGCACCCCCUGCCUAGUCCGGGGACAGGAUUGCACGUAUCUGAUGAUCACACAGAGGAAAGCCACCUCUGACGCACCGUCGAGGGACAGGUUGGGCUUGCCGUCGCCGUGCCCCAGGGCCAGAACGGAUUUGGUCCUGCACGAAAUGCAACUUUUCCACCACGCGCUCAUGGUCACAGCCCCUUCCAUAGCGAACGACGACCUGGACCUCCGAUUCUGGCAGAUGGACAUACCCCGGAUUGCCAUCACGCAUGCAUUCGUGAUGGACAGCCUGCUAGCUGUUGCGGCGCUCCAUCUGGCAUAUAUUCAUCCGGAGCAGCAAACACACUGGGCUAGCGUCUCCUUGACUUAUCAAAUCGCGGCCACAACGGGUUUACGAGAGGAUCUAGCUGCUGGUCUGAAUGAUGGCUUGGAGGCCAAAUUCGCUGGCUCGGCCCUCGUCCUCGUCCUAACCACUGCCUAUCCGGCGGUCUGCAGCAACACUGUCAUCGGACAAGAAAGGGCGGAGAAGCAGGGAUACACAUUAGACACUGUGCAGAGUAUCCGCUCGGCUCUGGAAGGUUGCGCUAUCAUGGCCACACAUAUACACCAAGAUCAAGAUCACUCCAGUUUCGGAUAUUGGUUGCAUCGUGGUCUAUCAACUCCGGAGACGGUCCAUCAAAAAAGUGAGCUCCAAGCAAGAUUGCAUCAUCUUCGAAACGAGAUCGAACGGAGUGAGAUUGAAGCAUCGUCGCGAGACGAGUGCCAGCGCGUAUGCGAUAUCAAUCUGUCGAUCUUGGAUUUGUGGCCCGCACAUCAAUUUACCAUCGUCUGGCCCCUCUGGGUCAGCAAAGCCUUUCUGGCUCUUUGCCGAAAAGGAGACUGGGUCGCAUACAUUCUCCUAUUAUUUUAUGGAUUGACUUUGCACUUGGAUUCGCAUAAAUGGUACAUUUCAGGCGCAGGCAAACAGUUGAUCUUGAAUAUAUUGAGUCGCAUGGGCGACAAGGGUGAUAUUCCCCUGGAGUGGGCUGAGACGAUUUGUUGGGUGCGGCAGGUGGUCGACGUAUAG
Molecule: messenger RNA, 1149 nt
Organism: Aspergillus costaricaensis CBS 115574
Lineage: Eukaryota; Fungi; Ascomycota; Eurotiomycetes; Eurotiales; Aspergillaceae
Product: Zn(II)2Cys6 transcription factor domain-containing protein
Exons: 4
Coding region: 1-1149 (382 amino acids)
Biological process (GO): regulation of transcription by RNA polymerase II
Molecular function (GO): DNA-binding transcription activator activity, RNA polymerase II-specific; zinc ion binding
Source: RefSeq, a predicted model, not a curated record